Leptinotarsa decemlineata (Colorado potato beetle) is the source of this 4557-nucleotide messenger RNA. RefSeq lists its product as uncharacterized. Gene Ontology annotation, cellular component: cytoplasm; microtubule organizing center. Gene Ontology annotation, molecular function: dynein light intermediate chain binding; microtubule binding. Gene Ontology annotation, biological process: cytoskeleton-dependent intracellular transport; cytoplasmic microtubule organization. The record is from RefSeq and is a predicted model, not a curated record. NCBI's taxonomy places the organism in Eukaryota, Metazoa, Arthropoda, Insecta, Coleoptera, Chrysomelidae.
UUGGUAAAAUUUCAAACUUGUUUGGGUGUGAAAAAAAAUGGUGUGGAAUGUUGUAUUUAAGUCAACGGUUAUAGGAAUAUAUUCUAUAAUAUUAGCAUUGAAUGCGGAUUUUACUAAGAAUACUUUAAAGGCAACAACAGACUUAAUAUCAUAAUAUUGUUAUCGUUUAUUUUUAGUUUAUUUUUCUGGUGAGAGUGAGGUUACUUUUAGUUUAGGUAGUUUUUUUACGAUUUUUUUAUUGCAAUAUUCAACUACGUACUCUCUACUUUAUAAGAAACAAAGAAAAUGGCUUUAGCGAUGGGUGAUUUAGAUUCAACAAUGGAAAUCGUAAUGAAAAAUAUUUAUUCUUCGUGUGACCUCCAGAAUACAAACUUGGUACCUACUUCCAAGUUGAUUGAGUUCAUAAUGCCAUACAUGCUGGAAGAUCUUUCAGCAUUAGAAAGUUUGAAAUCUUCAUUGGACCCCAAAAACGAAGAUAUGUCCGUUACCAGUGAAAAAUUCUACGAAGUUAUGAAUGAAUGGGCACAAAAAAUCACAGGCUCAAAUGAAGAAGAUGAAGAUUUCAUACGUACUCCUAGUCAAUUAGAUAUAGAUGAAAAGCGUCUGCCAUACACACAGUCUACGCCUAGAGCAAGUUUCGGGCAAAGACUGCUCAGAUGUGAAGGUCUUCUAAACUUAUCAAAUGAGUCAAUUUAUAAUAUAUCCGCUAGUGUUGAUACCAAAGAUAAUAGUACAGUUGGGGUAGAGAAAACGAUUCUGGAAGAGCAAGUCAAGAGAUUAGAACACCAACUCAAUAAGGUUACGGGUGAACUGGAUAUGGUUAAAAUACAGUUAACUGUGACCGAGGAACAGAAUGACCAGCUUCACUCGGAUUUGGAAAGAUGUCGUACAAGAUUGUCAAGUGAACAACAGGUCAAUGAUCACCUACAAAAAAACAAAAGUUGCAUAGAUGAACUUAAAGAAGAAAUAAGAUUUGGAAAGAAACGAAUAGAGGAACUCAACAAAAAGCUCAGUCAGUACGAGAAAGACAAUUUUCAUAUGAAUAACUACAUCCAGCAACUAGAAAAGGAGAACACCGAAUUAGAAGAAAAGUUGGAACAUUUUACGAGAAGAGAACAGGAGUGGAAAAAAGAAAUGUUCGAUAUGAAGACAGAACUGGACAUUAAAGAACAUGAGAUUAUAAGUAUUACAAAAAUCAACGAUGAAUUGAAGUUGAAAUUGUCAGAGAAAAAGAGUCAAGUCGACCAACUCACAAACGAAAACGAGCUUCUGGAUUACAAGAAACAAGGCCUAGAAAAAGUACUGUCUUCCAGGCGUUUUUCCUGUUCCUCGCAGUACAAAACAUGUCUAGAAGAAAUCGGCAAUCUUUCCAACAGAGGUACAAAGAAAUCUGUUUCUUUGAAUAAUCUGAAUUUAUCGACUCAGUCGUUGCCGAACAUUUACUCUUCUGAGCGGUCUAAUGUUGUUCAAGAUCAGAGUUACGAAGAAGAGUUUUCAUUCGAGUCGCAGCUGCUGGAUAUCAGGAAUGGUCCUCAGACAUCUCUGCAGGCGGAACUCUUUCAGGUGGAUUGUCAUUUCGAUAACAAAUUAAAAAACGGAACCCAUCACCUUGAUGACGAUGACGAAUUAUACUAUUUCAAUCUUCAAAAUGAAACAGAGCAGCUAAAACAAGAAAACGAUCGGUUGCAGACCGAACUAACAAUUUCCAAUGAUAAAACUACAGAACUCCAAAUAAAACUUGGUGAUAUUAUGUUUGAAAAACGAAAUAUUGAAGAAUCUCUCAAAAAUUCUAAAAUACACGCGUCGAAACUCGAAGAGGAGAUUAAUUUAUUAAAAAGAAAUCUAAAUAUUACAAAAGAAAAUGAGUUAGAACAAAGUAAUAAAGAUAAAAGGAUUGCAGAAUUGGAAAAAGAAUUGAAUGAGUUGAAAAAUAAAUACGAAACACUGAAGUCGGCUCAAGCUUUGCUGGAGGAAGAACUACUCAAACAUGAAAAUAAGUUCAAUUUUGAAACCGCCUUCAAAGCUCAACAAAAGGAAUUAUGCGAGAAAAACAAGGAUUUGGUAGAGCUUCAACAAACGUCUAAAGAAUACAAGGAAAUGAUCUGUAAGCUGACCAAAUCGAAUCAGGAACUGGAGAAAACUCUGAAACAAAUCAAAGCAGAGUUGAAAGACAAAGAGGACACCGCCGAAAAAGUACAAGCUCUCAAUGAAAACAUAGAAGAAACAGCUAGCCAAGUCCAAGCCCACAUUGACAAUAAAAAAACUGUGAUUACGGAGCUGCAACAGCUCAACUUGGCAUUCGAAACCAACAUAAAAAAGUUGCAGACUGAGCUCAGCAAUAAAAUCACUGAAGUUAUGCGAUUGAAGGACAUUCUUAAGAAAAACGAAAGUAUAAAAAAUAAGAUCUGGCACGAUAAUAAAGUAAUGCAGCAGGAUAUCCACGAUUUGAAACAAGAGAACCAGAAUCUCCACAGGCAACUGGAAGAAAGUGAUAAAUUGAGGGAAGAUCUGAAAGACGAGUACAAUAGUAUCUUUUCGAAAUACGAGGAAGAGCUUGCCAAAAAUGAUGAUUUGCUCGUUCAGAUAUCAUGCCAAAAACAAGAACUAUCGAAGAUUCUAGAGGAAGUCGGCUCCCUAAAGAAGGAACUGGAUUGCAUCAAGCACAUCCAGAAGGAAGACAAAGAGAAGAUAAAUCAGAAGUUGUCGGAAUAUGAAGUUUUGUUACAAAGCUACAACGCAAAAACCAAAGACCUCAGAAACCACAACGAACAGUUACAAAUCGAAUUGGAUAACGAAAGACAGAAACAGCUCAAGGAAGACAGAGUUUCUGAAGAACUGUUCAAAAAACUGGAAGCAUUCCAAACCAUGCUCCUGAAUUUAGAAACCAAGAUAAGUGAACUCGAAAAUCAGAAUGAGCUGCUCAGAGUCGAAUUGGAACGCGAAAGAGGAAAAACAAGAAGGGCACCGGACGGAGACUCUUCGUCCGAUUGCAGCUGUACGUCUUUCACCUUUGAAAAGCUAACUCAUGAACCAAAGAGUAGAUCUUUCGAGAAGCAAAAAAUCACGAUAGAUCGGUUGAAGGAAAAAGUAGAGCUGUUGGAAAAGAAGUUGUUGAGUGAGAAGUCUAGAUGGGACAGGUUGAAGAAUGAAAAGGAAAACGUUGAAACGAAGUUGAGGAAAGAAUUUGAGGAGGCGAAUAAUCUCAUAACCGUUGAGAAACAAAAGUUUCAUGAGGCCGAGGAGGCGAAGAAUCUCAUUUCCAUCGAAAAACAGAGGUUGCAGAGAGUCGUUGAUGAUCUAACUGAUGAGUUGAAGACUCAGGAGGAGCAUUAUAAGGAGAUUUGCGAACGUUCGAAUGAGAAGGUGAAAGAAAUCUCGUUGAAAAUAUCCCAGUUUGAAGAAAGUAAUGAACGCUUGCGCCUCGAACUAGCGAAAAAGGAAACAAUUUUCAGUAAACACCUGGAGGCCAAUAACAAUAAUGAAAAGAUCAUCAGCGAACUGAAUCGAAAGUUACAGGAGCUGAACGAUCAGCAGUCGAAAGUUUCCUUGGAACUGGAGGAAAAAAGAACUGCCUACGCUGAUCUUCUCUCAGAGUACAAAACAUUCCAGCACAAUGCGGAGAGUCAGCUGUCCAAAACAGCUCGGGAAUUAGUCGAUCGGAAGGACGCCUACGCUGAUCUCCUACUAGAGUACAAAACCUACCAGCAAAAAUCGGAGGAACAGCAGUCGAAAUUUCUGCAGGAACUCGCGGAGAGCAAAAACUCCUAUUCCGAUCUUCUGUCCGAAUACAAAACAUUCCAGGAAAAAGUGGAAGACGAGCAAUCUAAAGUUUUCUUGGAACUGACCGAGAAAGAAAACUCUUACGCUAGUCUUUCGUUAGAGUACAAAACAUUCCGGGAGAAACUGUCCAAGACUGAUGAUCACAAAGAAAAGGAGCUGAUGGAUAUCGAGGAGAGGAUCAAACGUUCUCGUAUGGUUUUAGAAUCUCUGGAUGCGGAAUUGGAAGCUUCAAGAGAACGAGUGAGCAAAUCGAAGACUGAGGUGGAUUGCGUGUCAGAAAGGAUCAAUGAGCUGAUGGACAUUGUUUGUAAAUGCAGUAAUGAAUUGUCAAGGGUAUUUUCACAAGUUAAUGAAAAAUGGAAAAAUAUUAUUGCCGACAACCCUAUUUAUAGGAAUCUACCCUCCAUGAAAAUGUGCCAUACUCUGGAUAUCGAAGAAGGAAUAAAAGUACUUAAUGACAAUAUAAAAAUAACAGUGACCUUACUGGAACUAUUGUCCUCAAAGGCCCCGAUUUCGAUGGACGAUCCUGAUUCUCAAGGAUUUGCUUCUCAGCAAAUAAAUUCAAGUGAUUGUAAGACUGUUAAAAAAUUUACUCUGAGGCCUUCUAGACUGAUUUUGAAUAGACCGGAGAGUCCCGACUCACCGUCCAUAGAAAUAGAUUGUCCCCCCGUCGAACCACCCAAACAGGAGUCUGAUGGUGAUACGGCGAAUGAUGGAUGCCAUAUCAAAGAGUUAACUUCAGAAACUACUGAUGAUAACUUAGAGAACAGUUCGCAU